This is a messenger RNA of Linnemannia hyalina, 1557 nucleotides long. NCBI's taxonomy places the organism in Eukaryota, Fungi, Mortierellomycota, Mortierellomycetes, Mortierellales, Mortierellaceae. The record is from the annotation of a GenBank genome assembly.
AUGGCACGCGUAUUUUUCUCGACAUCACCUUUGACAGGCGAGACCCUCGUUACCAACAUCAACAACAAUAACAGCAACAACAAGAGGGUCAGCGAAUACGAGUUCCCUACAGCAAUCAAGGUCGAUCUGCCCUAUCAAUCCUACCUCAACCACCCUUACAACCAGCAAUCCGCUCCCAAUAAGACUUCUCAGCCUCACUCUCAGAUCCAAAAGCCUCAGGCCUAUGUCAGCAAGUACAACAGUUACACCAACAGCAGUAAGACCAUGCGUGUAAUCACCAUCCCCAGCUCGACCUCUGCAGCCCUGUCUGCCAUCGAAAAGGCAAAAGGAGGACGACUGAACGACGACUUCAUGAACAGUCCUACCUCCCCUCUGGUGUCGCCACCUCCACCUUAUCUACAUUCGGAGCAGUCCGAGUUUAAGUUCGGAGGGUUUACCGACAAAAAGAACAAGCAGCAACAUCGCCAGUCGGCUCAAUGGCCCUCGAUGAUGCAGAUCUCUGCCUCCACGGGCGCCACCACUGCAACUCUGACUCGACCAAAAUUAGCAAGGAUGCCUCCACAGGCCAUUGCCAUCAACAUUGGGGGCGCAGACGAGACUGGUUCCGUCAAGGCCUCUUUGAGCCCUCGCGUCAGCCGGCUGGUGGAGAGCGGCGAAUCCGAGAACCUGUACAACCUGCAGAUGUCAGACGAUCAUCACCACACCAUUGGAACCACAACCUCGACGCUCUCGGCCUCGACCACAGUGCUCCAUUCCUACAAUGCGACGACUCUUUCUUACCCAACCUUCUGGCAAGAUGCCCGCCAGACAAAGAUGCACUGGGCGUUUCUCUCCAUUGGGUGUGUCGCUUUGGGUUCGGCGAUCUGGGUUCUUGUGAUGCAGGCCUUUAUUGUCGAGUGGGCCAUGGUGAUGCCCGGGGCAACAUUGGGCCUUUUGGCCUUGCAGUUCGGACGUUACCGCUCGAAACGCAGCAAGUACUUCAAGCAGCAACGUAACGAGCAAGCAUCUUGCAUGCAGUCAAAGGACACGACGGCGUCGACGACGCUUCGGUCCAUUAUCACACAACAGCGUGAUUCAGAUGUUUUCCUGGAGCCUCACCAACCCCGCGAUUACUACCACGCAGCCGCCUAUCAGCAACAGCAGAAACAACAGGCAACGCGCUCGCAGCAUGUGACCUUCCAGGAUUCGCCUCCUUCUCCUACGUCUUCUUCUACGACCAAGCCUCACCAGUUCAACCAGCAGCUCUACAAGCAGCCACGUCUCUCUCAGGUGACCAAGAAGCCCUCUCCCAACAACCAGCAACAGAGACGCCCAUUGACUGUCAACCCUGGUCUGUACCGCGCCACCGUCGGUGCUGGUGCCACUGCUGGAUCGCCCACCAACCAGGUCAACAAUGGUAGCCCAUACUACCAGAACCCUCAGUUCCUCUCCCCCGUCGAAUCACCCCAGACGCCUCCUCCAGCUUACUUCUUGAAGAAGAUCGAGUUGCCCGAGAUCGACUCUGUGGGCGAUCUUGUCAGCGAGUUUGAAUGCGACCUUGGAUCCAUCCGGUACUGA